Phalacrocorax carbo (great cormorant) is the source of this 1627-nucleotide messenger RNA. The record is from RefSeq and is a predicted model, not a curated record. NCBI's taxonomy places the organism in Eukaryota, Metazoa, Chordata, Aves, Suliformes, Phalacrocoracidae.
CUGGCAGAUUUCUAAUGUUGGUUUCUGAUGUCUUUCCUCUAGCGGAGAAUGCAGGUCUUCCUUGGAUGAGACCCCACUAAGAAAUGGUUCACCAUCUCCCAGCAGUCACACUUCUCGGAGCAGAAAGAACAGAUCUUCAGACCCCAGUGGCAUGAACAAAGUCUCUGACAUUAAAAGGCCAGGAGGAUGUCCCUAACUGAUGAGCUGGAGAGCCACUUUUCUGCAACCCCCUUCAUGGUGACAGACACAAGCGAUGGCAGCCUGUUCAGAAUCAGACCCAAUGCCUCUGCCAACGCCACUGGGGAUGGUGUGCCAGCCACCAGUUCCAUGGAGGACAUGAUCGCCAUCUGCACCAUCGGGACAAUCCUCUCCCUCAUGUGUGUUAUUGGGGUGACAGGCAAUGUCUACACCUUGCUGGUGAUGUGCCAUUACUUGCGAUCAUCUGCCUCCAUGUAUAUUUACAUCAUCAACCUUGCGCUGGCGGACCUGCUCUACCUUCUCACCAUCCCCUUCAUCGUUGGGACCUACUUCAUUCAGAAGUGGUACUUUGGGGACAUUGGCUGUCGCAUCCUGUUCAGUCUGGACUUCCUCACGAUGCAUGCCAGCAUCUUCACCCUCACAGUCAUGAGCACAGAGCGCUACUUUGCUGUGCUGAAGCCCCUGGACACAGUGAAGAGGUCCAAGAGUUACCGAAAGGCCAUUGCCGUUGUCAUCUGGCUGGUGUCACUGCUGCUCACUCUCCCGAUGCUCAUCAUGAUCCAGCUGGUGCAAAGGGACAACAAAAGCAUCUGCCUGCCCACUUGGAGCAAGCUUUCCUACAGAGUCUAUCUCACAAUCCUUUUUGGUACCAGCAUCGUGGGUCCAGGGGUAAUCAUUGGCUACCUUUACAUCCGAUUAGCUAAGAUUUACUGGGUGUCACAAACAGCAUCCUUCAAGCAGACCAAGAGGCUGCCAAAUCAAAAGGUGCUCUAUUUAAUCUUCACGAUAGUGCUGGUGUUCUGGGCUUGCUUCUUGCCUUUCUGGAUAUGGCAGCUCCUCUUCCAGUAUUACGAAUCCUUCCCUUUGUCUCCCAAGGUGAUGAAGAACAUUAAUUAUCUGACAACCUGUCUGACCUACAGCAACAGCUGUAUCAACCCUUUCCUCUACACCCUGCUCACCAAAAACUACAGGGAGUACCUGAAGAACAGGCAGCGGUCCCUCAACAGCAGCAGUGGGUACUUCCAAAGGAGGAAUCGGUUUCAGAGGAUUUCAGGAAGAUCCCUGUCCACGAGCAGCCAGCACUGCACAGAGACGUACGUUCUUGCUCAUGCUCCUUUGGGAAACAGCAGUGCCUGAAGGUAAAAUAUAUCUCCAAGACCAAUCAAUAUUGACUUCAAUGUUGCUUUGAUUUAAAGUGUACAUUGUAAAGGCAAAGCCUCAGCAGAUCCGUAAUGUGCACACAUUUAGUCCAGAGGCUGUGCCAUAUGUCUGUUCUCAUUUUCUUCAGCGCCACUGAUGUGAUGCUAGCUGAACAUCUAUCUAAAUAGCCUUUUGCUUUUUAUCUUUACAUUUUAGUGUACGUUUCCUCAAGUAGCCAUCAAUAAUGAAAGCCUAUAAUAGGGCCAUGUUUUUAAUGGUAUCAGCUGUC